AUGUCCGUGGUCCGCGCGGCGAGCACCGAGCCCAAGAUCGAGAGCGUCGCGGCGGCGGUCCCCUCCGACGCCUUCCUCCCCGACGGUCUCUACUGCGUGGACAACACCCAGACCAUCCGCAGGAAGACCAGGACCGUCACCAUCGGCAAGGUCAAGAUGGGCUCCGACCACCCCAUCGUCCGCCAGACGAUGACCACCUCCGACACGCGCGACGUCGAGGCCACCGUCGCCGAGGUGAAGAAGUGCGCCGACGCCGGCGCCGAGAUGGUCCGCAUCACCGUCCAGGGUAUGCAGGAGGCCAAGGCGUGCGCCGAGAUCAAGAAGCGCCUCGUCGAGGACGGGUACGACACGCCCCUCAUCGCCGACAUCCACUUCGCGCCCAAGGUGGCCAUGAUGGUCGCCGAGUGCUUCGACAAGAUCCGCGUCAACCCCGGUAACUUCGCGGACGGGCGGAAGAAGUUCGAGGACAUCCUGUACGAGACGGACGAGGAGUACAACGCCGAGAUUGAGGAGAUCGAGAAGAUCUUCACGCCGCUCGUGCUCAAGUGCAAGGAGCGCGGCGUCGCCAUGCGCAUCGGCACCAACCACGGUUCCCUCUCCGCCAGGACCCUCUCCCGCUACGGCGAUACCCCCGCGGGCAUGGUCGAGUCCGCGUUCGAGUUUGCCCGCAUCUGCCGCAAGCACGACUACCACAACUUUGUCUUCUCCAUGAAGGCGUCCAACCCGCUGGUGAUGGUGCAGGCGUACCGACUCCUCGCGCACGAGAUGUACAAGCUCGGCUGGGACUACCCGCUUCACCUGGGCGUGACCGAGGCUGGCGAGGGCGAGGACGGACGCAUGAAGUCCUCCAUCGGCAUCGGCGCCCUGCUCCUCGACGGCCUCGGCGACACCAUCCGCGUCUCCCUCACCGAAGCUUCGCACCUCGAGAUGGAGCCUUGCACCCGCCUCAGGGACGUCGGCCACAAAGCCGCCCAAGAGAAGUGGGGCGUCGACAAGUUCGAGGAGAAGGGUCGCGACUUUAAGGAUUUCGCGCGUCGCGCGUCCGAUCUCCCGGUCCAGAAGGAGGACGACGCCAUCGACCUCAGGAACAUCCUCCACCGCGACGGCUCGGUCCUCUCCGCCGUCACCCCGGCGCAACUCGCGUCGGAGGAUCCCUUUUACCGCGAUCUCGGAGCCAAGCUCGCGGUGGGCAUGCCCCUCCGCGACAUCGCAACCUCCGACUCCAUCCUCCUCACCGAGGUCCCCGAGGCCAGCGACGAGAAGGCGAUGCGAUCGAUCCGCCGCCUCCAGGAGAUUGGCGUCGGCGUGGUGGCCGACGUCGCACAGCUGGCGGAGCGUCCGGUGGACAACGCCGUCGCCCUCGUCGCCGCCAAGGACGCGACGUCCGCGGCUGUGCCCGACUGCGCCGCGCGCGUCGCCGUCGUCUUCGACGGCACCGAGACCGAGGAGGAGGUCAAGGCUGCGCUCGGCGUGGAUCCCGUCAUGGCCCUCAUCAAGUGCGCGGCGGACGUCUCCCGCCUUCACGCGUCUCGCCGCCUGUUCACGAACAUCCUCGCCGCGGGAUCGUCCGUGCCGGUGAUUCACCACAUCCAGUUCACCGACGCCGACGUCAAGGACGACAUCGUCAUCCAGUCGGGCUCCCAGGUUGGCGGCCUGCUCUGCGACGGCCUCGGCGACGGCGUCCUCAUCGAGCACCCCACCGCGGAGCUCGACUACCUUCGCCGCACCUCCUUCGGCCUCCUCCAGGGUUCGCGCAUGCGCAACACCAAGACGGAGUACGUCUCGUGCCCGUCCUGCGGCCGCACGCUCUUCGACCUGCAGGAGGUGACCGCCGCCAUCUCCGAGCGCACCGGGCACCUCCCCGGCGUCGCCAUCGCGGUCAUGGGCUGCAUCGUGAACGGCCCGGGCGAGAUGGCCGACGCGGAUUUCGGCUACGUCGGCGGAGCGCCUGGUAAGAUUGACCUCUACGUCGGGAAGGAGGUGGUGAAGAGGGGCAUCGACAACGACACGGCGUGCGAUGAGCUCAUCCAGCUCAUCAAGGACCACGGGAGGUGGGUGGACAAGGAGGAGGAGGAGGAGGCGGUGGCGGCCUAA
Messenger RNA from Micromonas commoda, 2094 nucleotides. RefSeq lists its product with no specific name. Lineage: Eukaryota; Viridiplantae; Chlorophyta; Mamiellophyceae; Mamiellales; Mamiellaceae. Gene Ontology annotation, biological process: terpenoid biosynthetic process; isopentenyl diphosphate biosynthetic process, methylerythritol phosphate pathway. The record is from RefSeq and is a predicted model, not a curated record. Bases 1 to 2094 code for a protein of 697 amino acids. The transcript has 3 exons. Gene Ontology annotation, cellular component: chloroplast. Gene Ontology annotation, molecular function: iron ion binding; 4-hydroxy-3-methylbut-2-en-1-yl diphosphate synthase activity (ferredoxin).